Messenger RNA from Erythranthe guttata (spotted monkey flower), 705 nucleotides. RefSeq names its product glucose-6-phosphate acetyltransferase 1 (gene GNA1). NCBI's taxonomy places the organism in Eukaryota, Viridiplantae, Streptophyta, Magnoliopsida, Lamiales, Phrymaceae. The record is from RefSeq and is a predicted model, not a curated record. Gene Ontology annotation, molecular function: glucosamine 6-phosphate N-acetyltransferase activity.
CUUCGUCACAAAAUUCACGGUCAGCUCUUACACCAACGGCGAUUUUUCUCCGAUGAUCUGAAUAAGCUAUUGUCCGAGGAGAAAAAAGAUGCAAACUGGCAAAAUCUUCCGACGGAAGAAUCGGUAUUUGAAGUUAGGAAGCUAGAAAUAUCGGACAAGGACAAGGGAUUCAGACUUAUACAACAGCUGACUGUGUGUGGGGCCAUCUCGAACGAGGCGUUCGACGCGAGAUUUCACGAGAUUGCUAAAUGUGGCGAUGACCAUCUUAUAUGUGUGAUAGAGGAUAAAGAUUUAGGCAAGAUUGUUGCCACGGGGAGCGUGUUUAUCGAGAAGAAGUUUAUAAGGAAUUGUGGCAAAGUUGGUCAUGUUGAAGAUGUGGUGGUGGAUUCGAGUGUUAGAGGUAAGAAAUUAGGGAAGAAGGUUAUCGAGUUUCUUUCGGAUUACGCUCGGGGGGUUGGUUGCUAUAAGGUGAUUCUUGAUUGUAGCGUUGAUAAUGUGCCGUUUUACGAGAGGUGUGGUUUUAAACAGAAGGAAGUUCAGAUGGUGAAGUACUUUAUUUGAUCAUCGAUUUUUUUUUUUUUUUUGUUGGACAAUGUUUCUGAGAUGCUCGUUUCGAGUCUUUUUCGAUUGGAUGUAUAAUUAGGGAUCGAUCAUAUCGGAAUUAGCACUUUAGGGAAGAAGAGUAAAAUCCGAUUUCUUUUCGGC